Messenger RNA from Opisthocomus hoazin, 792 nucleotides. Lineage: Eukaryota; Metazoa; Chordata; Aves; Opisthocomiformes; Opisthocomidae. The record is from RefSeq and is a predicted model, not a curated record.
AUGAACACGCAAGGCCCUUGCAGGGCUGCGCAGCGAGAGCUGAAGUGUCAGCCCCGAGCCACAGAGCUGGGCAAUCCCGGUCUUCUCUCCAGACAACCUCGAACAAGCCGUUCCCAGUGUUCACCAGACAGCUUGUCGCAAGUUCUGCUGGAGGCAAAGAGGGUCCGCUGCGAGGAGCAGACCCCUUCUGAGCUGGAGCUGCUCCGCCGUUACUCCUCACGGUCCCGCAGGGGACCCGGCGGAGGAGAGCCCGACGUGGAGAGAGCGGAGCUGCGGCUUCGGAAGGCUACGUUAAAAACCACGAACGUCCCAAAGCGAAGCGGCUGGAUUCCACUCUGGAAGCAGAAAUUGGGACGUGGAGAUGAGCCUGUUGUCUGGGACUAUCAUGUUAUCCUACUUCAUGUUUCCAGCGGGGAGCAGAACUUCAUUUAUGAUCUUGACACAGUGUUGCCGUUUCCGUGUCCUUUUGACAUGUACAGUGUGGAGACCUUUAGGUUGGAUGACAGCCUUCGUCCAGAAUUUCACAGGAAAAUCAGAAUGAUUCAAGCAGAUUUGUACCUGAAGACAUUUGCUUCAGACAGAUCUCAUAUGAAAGAUGCAAAUGGGAAAUGGCAGAAACCUCCUCCCUGCUGACAUCUUCCUUGUGUCCUCUGGGCAGACUCCAAGAUGAACUUAGAUGAUUUCAUCAGCAUGGAUCCCAAAGUAGGAUGGGGCUCAGUGUUCCCCCUUCCAGACUUUGUGCAUCAGUUUGGCAGACAGACUGAUUACAGCUGUUCCUUGGAAGGACAGUGA